GGCCGACCUCUCGAAGACCUUUAAUCUCACAUCUUGGUUAACUCGUGGUUUUUGUAUUUACGUUCGUUAGUUUGUUACGAGGGGUGUUCUUUAACGAAGAAUUGUAAUUUGUUUUAAACGUGAGCGAUGGCGCAUAUUCCCUCGGAGCUCAUAUCGCAUCAGCAGAAAGUGUGCAGACUGUACAAACGCGCGGUGCGUUGUAUGGAGGACUGGUAUCAUCAAACGCACGACCGCAGAUACCAGGCUGCGCUAAUGAGAGAGCGUUUCGACAAGAAUAAAAACCUAACUGAUCUCCGUUAUGCGAAGCAUCUGCUGCAAGAAGGGGAGAAGGAACUUUUCUCCAAGAUACAUUACGCACCGAUAACGUUCGCCAAUUCAGCUAGGGGAGGAGCGUACGGUCGAGAGGUCGAAACCCCGGACUGGAUGUUGGAUUAUUGGCAUCCCCUGGAGAAGGCUAUGUAUCCCAAAUACUUUGCGCGCCGUGAACAAAUGAAGGACGAAUACGAGAAGUGGUAUUAUGAAACGUAUCCCGAGGAAAAGAAGAAGAUUGAUAGUCAUUGAAUGCCUGUAAAAAAAUAUAUAUAUAUAUAUAUCUGUGUCAUAUCAAUGUGACACAACUUGUAGAUAAUAAUGUAAUAUAAUACAUAUUGUUAUAUGAAA
This is a messenger RNA of Wasmannia auropunctata (little fire ant), 660 nucleotides long. RefSeq names its product NADH dehydrogenase [ubiquinone] 1 beta subcomplex subunit 9 (gene ND-B22). NCBI's taxonomy places the organism in Eukaryota, Metazoa, Arthropoda, Insecta, Hymenoptera, Formicidae. Gene Ontology annotation, biological process: mitochondrial electron transport, NADH to ubiquinone. The transcript has 2 exons. The coding region runs from base 127 to 561 and encodes 144 amino acids. The record is from RefSeq and is a predicted model, not a curated record.